Clupea harengus (Atlantic herring) is the source of this 3981-nucleotide messenger RNA. RefSeq names its product solute carrier family 7 member 4 (gene slc7a4). The record is from RefSeq and is a predicted model, not a curated record. Gene Ontology annotation, molecular function: amino acid transmembrane transporter activity. Gene Ontology annotation, cellular component: plasma membrane. Gene Ontology annotation, biological process: transmembrane transport; amino acid transport. NCBI's taxonomy places the organism in Eukaryota, Metazoa, Chordata, Actinopteri, Clupeiformes, Clupeidae.
AACCACCGCCUUCGCUUAAUCGGACGGUCGUGAUGUAGUAGCGUUCGGAUCAAGAGGCCGGACAACAAAUGAAGACGAUAGCACAUAGAAGUUGACUUGGGCCUGUGGCUGGACUCUGAGGAGGAUGGACCACGUCUGACCCAGUCUUGAGUCCUUCCCCUCUUCUCUCUCUCUCUCUCUCUCUUUCUUUUUUCCCUCCCUCCCUCUCACCCGCUGAACCUCCCGUAACCAUGGAGACGUGCACACGGGGCUGCUCCUCGGCCAUGCGGCUGUGCGGGAAGCUGAACCGGCUCAAGACGCUGGAGGCGGACGUCAUGGCGACCUCGCUGAAGCGCUGCCUCUCCACCGUGGACCUGACGCUGUUGGGCGUGGGCGGCAUGGUGGGUUCGGGCCUCUACGUUCUCACGGGCACCGUCGCCAAGGACACGGCCGGCCCGGCCGUGGUGCUGUCCUUCCUGAUAGCAGGCGUGGCCUCGCUCAUGGCCGCCCUGUGCUACGCCGAGUUCGGCGCCCGCGUGCCCAAGACCGGCUCCGCCUACAUGUUCACCUACGUGUGUGGGGAGAUCUGGGCCUUCCUGAUUGGCUGGAAUGUGAUUCUGGAGUACAUGAUUGGUGGGGCGGCGGUGGCGCGGGCCUGGAGCGGCUACUUGGACUCCAUCUUCGACCACCGCAUCCAGAACUUCACGGUGAGUCACGUGAUGCGCUGGGACGUGCCCUUCCUGGCGCACUACCCGGACAUGCUGGCGGCCAGCAUCCUGGUGGUGGCGUCCUUCUUCAUCUCGUUUGGCGUGCGCGUCUCCUCCUGGCUCAACCACAUCUUCUCCGCGGUCAGCAUGGCGGUCAUCGUCUUCGUGCUGGUCUUCGGCUUCGCGCUGGCCGACCCGCAGAACUGGGGCGCGCGGGAGGGCGGCUUCACCCCGUUCGGCAUCUCCGGGGUGCUGGCCGGCACCGCCACCUGCUUCUACGCCUUCGUCGGGUUCGACGUGAUUGCCGCUUCCAGCGAGGAGGCCCGAGACCCCCAGAAGGCCAUCCCCAUGGCGACGGCCAUCUCGCUGGGCCUGGCCGCCACGGCCUACGUGCUAGUUGCCUCGGUGCUCACGCUCAUGGUGCCGUGGCACUCGCUGGACCCCAACUCCGCCCUCGCUGACGCCUUCUACCGGCGAGGGUACAGCUGGGCCGGCUUCAUCGUGGCUGUGGGUUCCAUCUGCGCCAUGAACACCGUGUUGCUGAGCAACCUCUUCUCGCUCCCGCGCAUCGUCUACGCCAUGGCGGAGGACGGGCUGUUCUUCUCGGUGUUUUCGCGGGUCAACCCGGUGACCAAGGUGCCGGUGGUGGCCAUCCUGGUGUUCGGCAGCCUGAUGGCGCUCAUGGCGCUGCUGUUCGACCUGGAGGCGCUGGUGCAGUUCCUCUCCAUCGGCACCCUCCUGGCCUACACCUUCGUGGCCGCCAGCAUCAUCGUGCUCCGCUACCAGCCCGAGAGGAAGAACGCCUCGGACGGCGGGGGGCAGAAGACCGACGCCUCCUCCUCCUCCGGCCCCGUCACGCCUUCCCCCGGGGUUACCACGGCAACCACCCCCUCCGCGCCCCCCCCCGCGGCCGCGAGGCCGGCGGAUGAGACGCUGACGCUGACGACGCCGGACGGCGGCGAGCUGAAGGAGUACGAGUCGUUCUCGGACAAGCUGCAGCUGGUGGAGCGGGACCCAAGCGACGACAGCGGUGGCGGGGGCGACCGCCGGCCGCCGGGGCACCUGAAGGCGCGCUGGGAGCCCUACCUGAGCCGCGUGCUGGGGCAGUGUGAGGCAGGCGGGGUUGUGCCGUUGGCCGUGGCGGCACUCAUGGUCAGUGCUGUGUCGCUGUGUGCCGUGCUGGUGUUCGGGUCCAGCCCGCUUCACCUGCCCUCCUGGAGUUUCGGCCUGCUGGUGGCCAUCUUCAGCCUCACCUACCUGCUCAGCCUCGGACUCAUCUGGGCACACCAGCAGAAUCUCAACCUCAAGACCUUUCAGGUUCCUCUGGUGCCAUUUGUGCCAGGAGCCAGCAUCCUGCUGAACCUGUUCCUCAUGCUCAAACUCAGCCCUCUCACCUGGAUACGCUUCACUGUGUGGGUCGCAAUAGGUCUGGUGGUGUAUUUUGGCUAUGGUAUCUGGCACAGUAAGGAGGGUUUGCGGGAGCAGCAGCAGGGGGCGGAUGUGGUGGCGGCGCGCUACGUGGUCCUGCCCGGCGGCAGCCUGGUGGAGACGGUCCAGUCUGUCCAGCCAGAGGGCCAGGAGCACACACACACACACACACACACACACCCCGCAACCUCCCCCAACGACCAACCCCACACCAACAGAUGAGAUCUGCAUGUGUGUACAUGUGUCUGGUUGUGCAUAGGAGGUGAUGAGUUUCGGAGCAGGACAGGAAGCCAGAAACCCUGCUGUAUUUGUUGCCUGUUUGUUCAAAUUGUAAUUUAUUCUGUUCCUCUUUGUGAAGUCUUUUCUCUCUCUCUCUCUCUUUCUCUUUCUCUCUCUCUCUCUCUGUCUCUCUGUUGUUUUGGUGUCUCUGUUUGGGCACAGUCUUGGUUUGGUGACCAUGCGAGUAGUGGUUUCAUGGUUAAACCUGAACACGGAAUGAAGGAUGUUCCAACAACCAUAUCAGAGGGGUUGAAAAGCACAGCACUUUCCAAACUCACCUGCUUCUGUAUGCAUGUACUGUAUGUAUGCCACCCACACCAGCCCCACCCCACCCUCACCCCACCCUUGCCCGUUCAAGGUGCUUGGCGUCUGUCAACAGUUUCAUGUAAGCAGAAGUGAUGAUGGGCUCCAUUCAUUUCAUGAGCUGUGUGUUCCCUCAUCUGCCUCUUUGUUCUGAGUGCUGUAUUUAGUUCAACAGGGUGUGUGUGUGUGUGUGUGUGCGUGUGUGUGUACUCACUGUCGACAAACAGUGUUGGGUUACUGAUGGUUCUUGUUUGCUUUGCAUGGUACAAAUUGGUCUCAAAUUGAGUCAGCCCACUAUGGGUUGACCCUGAGUUUGGGUCACGGCCACUCCCACUCCUGUGGCUUCCUGUAGCCGUCUCAGUUUGAUGAUGUCAGCUGAAGCAGCUGUGUAGCUAUGCUUCCUGUAGCCAUCUCAGUUUGAUGAUGUCAGCUGAAGCAGCUGUAUAGCUAUGCUUCCUGUAGCCGUCUCAGUUUGAUGAUGUCAGCUGAAGCAGCUGUAUAGCUAUGCUUCCUGCAGAAAGCUGCAUUGUUGUUGCUGCUGCUGCUGCUGCCUGUUCUGUGGUUUAUUCCUUUUCUGUGUAGCUGCUAAUCCACAUCUCUGUGUGUUUGUUUGUGUGUGAGUGUGUGUGUGUGUGUGUGUUGGGGUGAGGGGGGUUUAAGGGGGUGGUGAUGGUCUCCAUUAAAUCAGUAAACGUUGCACGGUUUCACCUAUUUUACUCACGGAGAGGAAAAAGAGAUUGUCAGUUGGCACACAGCGAUGAUGUCAUCAUCUCACGUGUCAACACUAUUGUUUACUGUUGGCUCCAUAGAUGGUACAUUCCUAACAGACUUUCAGUGAUUAAUGCUAGUUAAAAACUAGCUAAUUUCCACUUUGUAUGGCAAUGUCAUUGCGCACAUUGUUACAUUUAGUAUCAAUAUCAGGAUUUUUCUAAUCCCGAUGUUCAAUUGGUAUGACUUUACCAAUCCAGAACGUUUCAGUUAUGAAGCAGUCAAAUGGGGGUCAGAGGAGCCUUUCCUUGUCGUUUGAUGACUUCUUCUGAAGCCGCUAGAGUGUGGAGGGUUAAAGGUCGAGGCUUCAGAUGGUCUCACUCUUAAGGGUGUCGGAUCACUAGGGCUGUGCUAGAGCAGGAGUGUGCUCACUGGGAUUCAUUCUGCUGAAGUACAAAUUAAUUUAAGAUGUGAAGAUCAUUUAUUUAAUCUGUUGACGAUCUGUGAAAAAAACACAGUUGCAAGCACAUUGUACACACUUUCUCACACACGCACACACUCACAAACAUUUACAUGC